Molecule: messenger RNA, 7415 nt
Organism: Rhineura floridana
Lineage: Eukaryota; Metazoa; Chordata; Lepidosauria; Squamata; Rhineuridae
Gene: AXL
Product: AXL receptor tyrosine kinase
Exons: 20
Coding region: 743-3385 (880 amino acids)
Biological process (GO): protein phosphorylation; platelet activation; nervous system development
Cellular component (GO): signaling receptor complex
Molecular function (GO): protein binding; ATP binding; transmembrane receptor protein tyrosine kinase activity
Source: RefSeq, a predicted model, not a curated record
CUCCCCCCCAGCCUUCCCUUUCAGCUUUCUAAUCUUUCAAGCCUCUCUAGUACCAAACCAUUUUUCAGCAAUGUGUAGGAGGGGGUGAGUCAGGGACAGAGUGCAAGGGAAGGGACUUUUCUCUCCUCACCGUGCCUCUCUCUUUUCUCUGUUUUUGGAGAAGUCCAAGUUUUGGAAACCGGGAGGCACUUUAGAGAAGUUGAGUGGGCAAGUUUGUGAUGAUAUAUUGAUACAGAUUUUUUCCUCUUUCAAUGUUGCUUCAGCAGCCAGAGCAGAAGGACCAAAAGUGGAGAGGGAAAAUCAGGUGCAAGUUUUGAAACCCUUUUUAGGCGCAACAGCGUGGGGGGAAAAAACAGUGCUGGGAGGAACAAGUGAAGCCAAGCCUAAGUGGGAAAUUUGAAGGAAAGAACAUUCUCUUGGCACUGUUUUUUUGUGUGUGUGUGUGUGUGAUACGGACAAAUGUUUCGAGCCGGGAAAUUAUUCUGAAUUUCCACGAGUUUUAGCAAGUUUUUUUUUUAAACUUUGGAUGCAUCAUCAGUCAUUCUCCUGGGUGCUGACUUCACUGUAGAUUUCGUCACUUGUUUUUUGGAUUUGACUUCCACAACAACUUCACUUUCUUCCUUUUAACUUCUCAGCACAUUUGGGAGUCCCCUGUCUCUUUCUGGGCCCCUCUCCUUCUGCGAAUGUGCCGCUAGAUUGUGUCCGGAGCUGGGAUUUGUUGGGGUGCUUCGAUUUUUGGAAAAUGGGUCAUCUUGGCCAGUCUUUUCCCUCCUGCCUGCUGGCUUGGUGGAUUGGCAUCAUCAGUGCCCAAGAAGCUGUGUAUUUCCAAGAGAACCCUUCAAACCUGACAUCCUCUUUGGGCAAGGAUGUUAAGCUCUUGUGUUCUGUCCUUGCUGUUGGUGAGCCGCCUGAGAUCAGCUGGUUGCGGGAUGGUGCUGCCCUGGAGUUUGCCGACAGUAACCAGGUGCAGGUGCCCCUUGACGACGAAGAAUGGAUGACCACCAGUGAACUGAGCAUUCCUUCUGUUCAGCUCUCGGACAUGGGAAACUACCAAUGUGCAGCCUUGGUGAAUGGAUCCGAAGUCCUCUCUGAUGAAGCCUACCUGCAGCUGGAAGGUCUUCCUUUUUUCACCGAGGAGCCCCAGGAUCUCGAGGUCACAGCCAAUACCCCUUUCCACCUAAGCUGCAGUGCUCAGGGUCCACCAGAACCAGUACGGGUGAUCUGGCUGCAAGACAGUGCCCCCCUCAACUCUUUGUAUGAUCCACUGGCCCGGACCCCUUCCAUGUUGUCUGUGAGAGGUCUGAAUCACAGUGCUUCGUUCUCAUGCGAGGCCCACAACGAUAAGGGAGUGGGCACAUCUCGAACUGCAGUUGUGACAGUGGUACCUGGACGGCCACGUGCCUUAUUCCUUGUGCAUCGCAGUGACCGCAGCUUAGAAGUGGCGUGGGAACCAGGGCCCAGUGGUGCCUACGCUCUGGAGGUCUGCACCAUCCAGGCUGUGCGCUCAGAUGAGGACCUCAGCACUGUUUCCGACAGGGAACUCUAUAACCAGAACCUCAAUGUGCCCCCCUUCAGCCACACCCUGGAUGGUUUGACCCCCUUCACCACCUACCAUGUCCGUGUGUCCUGUCGCUCUAGAGAGGGUAACUCCCCUUGGACCCACUGGGUUGCUAUGGAAACCCUGGAAGGAGUGCCUACAGCUGCGCCAGAGAACAUCAUGGCCAUUCAAAAUGGCAGCUGCACCGUCAUACAGUGGAGGGAGCUGCAAGGCGACAUCAACGGAAUCAUCCGUGGAUACAAGCUUGUCUGCCAGAGUGGCGACUCUCCUGAGGUGGUUGUGGAUGUGGGGCUGACCAAUGAGACGGUAUUGACCCUGAACUCAACGGUACAAAAUCUGACUGUGCGAGUUGCAGCCUACACACAGGCAGGCGAUGGGCCCUGGAGCAAGGCCAUCAUGAUUUCCUCAACAGAUUUUGACAAAUUUCUACCACAAGCCCAGCCAGUAGAACACUCUGCCCCCGCCUUCUCCUGGCACUGGUGGUAUGUGGUGAUUGCUAUAGCCACAGCCUUUGCUGCCGCCGCCUUCAUCAUCAUUUUCCUGGCGCGGAUGAGGAGAAAGGAAACCCGCUAUGGAGAAGCUUUCGAGCCCAGUAUGGAGCAGGGAGAGCUGGUGGUUCACUACCGUGUCCGCAAAUCUUACAGCCGCCGUACCACUGAAGCCACUUUGAACAGUCUGGGCAUUAGUGAGGAGUUGAAAGAGAAGCUGCGAGAUGUCAUGAUUGAUCGUCACAAGGUGGCACUAGGGAAAACCCUUGGUGAAGGAGAAUUUGGCUCUGUCAUGGAGGGGCAACUCAGCCAAGACGGGGCAGUCCUUAAGGUUGCUGUCAAGACUAUGAAGAUUGCCAUCUGUACCCGUAGCGAGAUGGAAGAUUUCCUCAGUGAAGCCGUCUGCAUGAAGGACUUUGACCACCCUAAUGUCAUGAAGCUGAUUGGCGUCUGUCUACAGAACACAGAGAGUGAAGGAUACCCAUCCCCUGUUGUAAUCCUGCCCUUCAUGAAGCACGGUGACCUGCACAGCUUCCUCUUGUAUUCCCGGCUUGGGGAAAGCCCAGUGUUCCUGCCCACUCAGACGCUGGUUAAGUUCAUGACGGAUAUCGCUAGCGGGAUGGAGUAUCUCAGCAGCAAGAACUUCAUACAUCGUGAUCUUGCCGCCCGCAACUGCAUGCUCAACGAGAGCAUGACAGCUUGUGUGGCUGACUUUGGUCUCUCUAAGAAGAUCUACAAUGGUGAUUACUACCGGCAAGGACGGAUCUCCAAGAUGCCUGUCAAGUGGAUCGCCAUUGAGAGCCUUGCGGAUCGCGUUUACACCAUCAAGAGCGAUGUGUGGUCAUUUGGCGUUACUAUGUGGGAGAUCGCAACGCGAGGCCAGACGCCAUAUCCGGGUGUGGAAAACAGUGAAAUUUAUGACUACCUGCGCCAAGGCAAUCGCCUCAAACAGCCAAUCGACUGCCUAGAUGGCCUAUAUGAGCUGAUGAUGAGCUGUUGGGCCCUCAACCCGCGCGACCGUCCGAGCUUUGAGAUCCUGCAUCAGGAGCUGGAGAAGAUCCUCAAGUCUCUCCCACCAGCCAAGGACCCGGAGGAGAUCCUCUACGUCAACAUGGAUGACGGAGUGGCCCCUGGAGAGGCAGAGCUGGGUGCUGUCGGGGGCUUGGGCCCCGAGGAGGUGCCCACCAAGGAGAGUCAGUCACUGAAGCCCAUGGUGACGGCGGCCGAGGUCCAUCAGCCCCAGGCUGUGGGCCGCUACGUGAUGUGCCCCACCCCGCACGAGAGCAGCCGGCUACUGACUGACACCCUCAGCUGUGCUGCUACUGAGGAAGGGGCUUGAGCAGGGCAAGGCAAAGGCAUCUGAGGUGUGGCAGGGGGUCAGUUGCCAGCAGCCCAACAGAUGCAAUCCCCACAAGGUUUGGAAGCACCCCCAUCUAUGAAGGGAGGGGAGUCAUUGGGUACUCCACAUGCUAAGACAUCCCCUCCCCUUUCCCAUAAUGAACCACUACGCCCACUUUGCCAACCUGUCUUUCCCUCCAUGGUAUACCAAGGGGCUGCCUUCCCUGAUCAACCCUUCCAUUUUACGGAGGGAUGUCUCACGCCCACCAUUCUCUCGGUACAUGUAUUGGCAUUCCUGCCCCAUACCGCCAGCCUGAGGCCAGAGGCAUACUCUAGACUACAGAGAUUAGAUCUGUGUAUGUGGGGGGCAGGGGAGUCCAUCUCAGGUUACAGGGAAACAGGGUCCCGGGGGGGGGAUACAGUGGGUAAUCCAACAGAGAGGUGGUUGCCCAUUCCUCUUCCCCACAUGAAAGGGAACUUAGCAAUUUGCCCCUCCCGUUCCUUCCCUCUACAACUCUGUGGUCCACAUUUUAAGCUGGCUACCAUUAACUAAUGGCACCAGGAUUGUUCUCUGUGUGUGUGUGUCUGUGUGUGUGUGUGUGUGUGAGAGAGAGAGAGAGAGAGAGAGACCCUGCUCCUGUGUCAUUUUAAUGUUGGGCCUGAUGUACAGUGGUUGAGCAGGUGAAGCUUUUCCUAGCACAAGGUUGCUGUUUUGGGGGGAAACUUCACAUGUUAAAUUUCUGUGCUGUUAAAGAUGCAGGAGUAGGGCCCAGAAAAACAGAAGUUGCAAUCCUAAUGACUGCUUUUGGUAUAGCCAGCUGAGAGCAGUUUGUGCCUUUAUCCUCCCAGGUCCUUCUCAAAACCCUGUUGUUUCACUGCCAGCUAUUUCACUGCCACGUCUCCCAGGUUGCAUUUAGACUAGCAGAGGGUUAGUUAUACAGAGGCUCUAGAGGGCUCACAUCAGAAGGAACUGACUGCAGUCAUUUAGUAGCAAAGGGAAUGUUCUCAGUGUGUGCUCAGAUGCACGUUUCUUUGUUGCCAUUGCUUCUCAGGAGCCAUCCCUGGCAUUUAAAACUGAUUCCAGUGGUUAAUUCUGGCUCAGAUUUCAGCCUUAUAGACUAGUGAACACUUUCUUUUCUGUGAACAGCACCACAUUCUCCUCGACACUCUUUGGGACUUGGGAACUAUUAGAUUUGCCAGUUAACAGGCUCUCGGGGCCACCUGCUUAACCAUAGCUGAGUUGUGCAGUUCAGUCUCCUAGGAACCCAUUUGCCCUGGGGCAAGGAUCCUGCAGGGCACCUGGGUAGCUCAGAGGGGUCUGAAAGGAUAAGAUUGCAUUCAAAGAUCUCCUCUCUGGGGGAUUAUUAUAGCAUAUUUAAGAUGGGAGAAGGGAAUAGGUUAGCCUUCAAAUCUUCACAUCCAACUUGGCCAGAGCCUGCCUAGUAGUAGUGAGGUUAGCUAACAAUGCUAGAAAUGAGAAGGAUGGCCCUGACAAAGACUCUUUGCCUUUAACAGCUGCAGGCAGAAAUUCAACAGGUGUACCUUUCCCCAUUCCUACAUCUCUAUGCUGGGAAAAGCCCUACCUGCUGAAUGUCUGCCCAUCAUAGAUGUUACAGACUCUGCCUAAUCACAAUCAGCCUAUCUACCAUUUGGAGCAAACAUUUCAACAAGAAUUUCCUGAGUUAUCCAGAUGUCUAAAGCAGGGCUAGCUGAAUAUAACUAACAAUGACCUCCUCAUGACAGUAUUAGUGGGCACAAUCCAGCUAGGAUUCCUUCUAUGCAACCUUCCAUUAUUUGAGUGGGGCCUGUAUGGCAAUCCUACGUAACGCCCCAUUGAAAUAAGUGGAGGUUGUACAAAACAGAACUAGCUAGUGGUGUGCUUUUUUUGUUAGUAUGUACCCACUUUGCACUAGUGCACAUGCCCACAACAUGCCAUCUCUCGGGAAUGCUUUGAUUUGGAUUCCUGCAUUGAGCAGGGGGUUGGACUCAAUGGGCUUGUAGGCCCCUUCCAACUCUACUAUUCUAUGAUUCUAUGCCAAAAAUCACUUUUUCCAAAACAUCACAGCUCUACAGAAGCAGAAAACAAUCUCUUAUUUCAGAGGCAAGCACUCUCCAUCUGUUCUAUCACACUCCAUAAAUCAGACAUGCCAACUGCAGAAUAUCUUGAUUAAUGAUAUUUUCAUCUAGAAGCACUGCCCUUGAAGCUUCCACAGUCUCUUACAAACCAGUAAUUUAGAGUGAAUUCACCAGUUCGGUUUUUGGACAUAGUAGUAGUUUUUUCUUUCUAACUUGGAUGGAGCAGAAUGGCUGACAUCAGUAAUCGCUCCGUAAUGGUUCAUUCCUUCUUAUCAGUUCUGGCAGCUUCCCAGGAAUAAGAGCUAGGCUGAGAGAUGGUAAGCUGACUGCAUGUUUUGGUAGUUUCAUACUGCAUGUCCAGUCACUUGGGAACACUUUGCAGGAAAAGAAAUGUCUGUGGACCACUGUCAACUCUCUUGAAACCAAUUGCCUGGCUCCAGCCUUAAACUAAAGGCCUUUCCGCACAGUGAUUUUUAUAUUAUUUUAUUUGCACAAUAAAUGCACAUUUGUUACUGAUUUGUUCUGCACAGUCCAUACACCAUUCCCUGUUGUCUGCAACAGUAGCGGCACUUUGCAGAAAGGCCAGCCUACCGAAAAGCCACUGCAAGCUUAAAACACUUCCAAACAUGCAUACUUCAAACAGUGAAACUGCGGUAGUGGCACGCUCAACUCGUUUUGUUCAUACAUUCAGGCUUCUCCCCAUGAUUGAAGUCCAGUUCUGUGUAUUUGAGGCAGAAGCCUGAAAUGCACUGGCUUGAUUGCCUUGUGAUACCACGAAACCAUAUCCCUUGGGAGCAGUUUUUUCAACUCUUGAGUUAAUUUCUUUUUUAAAAAAAGACGUGCGAAACCUAUGCUACAUUGAAUAAGUUUGUAAGCAGUGCUUAAUUCUUAGCCCCCCCCAACUGUCCUUAAGUUAAGACAGCCUGACUGAAGUGUGUGAGGGGAAUUGCAAGACAGACAAGUUGGUCAGUGUCCAAUUUGCUGAUCAGCAUGUCUGUCAAAACAUUGGGUAUAUUUUUUUUGGGGGGGGGAGAUUCUAGGUUCACUCCAUGGGACAGAAAAAUACAGCAAAUUGUAUUGUUGGAUACAUCUCUGAGCCUGGCUGGGAAAAAUUAGGCUGUGUUUGGGGGAGGGGAGCAACAGACGGGGAAAGAGUCCCACACUCCUCUCCUGCCAUUCCUUUGCUUUGCAGCUGUGCAGCAGACCCACAUUCUAAUGGGGUUUCUGGCCUUUCCAUUGGGGCCACCACCGUUGCUCUUUAGCUUCUAUGGGGAAAACGUAUCUUCUGUUUCCAAAGAAGCAGUUCACCUGAACUGGGGCCAUAGCUCAGUGACAGAGCGCCUGCCUUGCAUGCAGAAGGUCCCAGGUUCAGUCUCCAGGUAGGGCUGGGAGCGACUCCUGCUUGAAACCCUGGAGAGCAGCUGCCAGUCCGUGUAGACAAUACUGAGUUAUAUGGACCAGCGGUCUGACCCUGUUUUCAGUGGGCACAUUUCAGGUGUAAAAUCAUGUUUUCCAUUCUGCUUGCUGAAAGAUAUCAAUAUGAUGACCUGUCUCUUCUUUGGGUUGUGAAAGAAAAGGUUGAACGGGAAAUCUGCCACUUUCUGCAAGGACUCUGGAGGCCUGAGGGAGACUCCUCUCCCUUCUCUUGGCCUCCAAGCACAAUGCUGAAAUUGAGACCGAAGCCAACUCGCCACCUGCUGCGUUGAAGUGUAUGGAGAACUGUCAGCUAUUUUCCCCUUACAGAUUAUUAAUGAAAUGUUUAUAUAUAUAUAUAAAUGUAUAUACUUUUUUUAAAAAAAAAUUAAUGUAUAUGAAAUGUUUUUUCCACUCCCUUACUUUUGUACAAACACAUUUCCUCUCAGGGCAAGGUCUGUUUGUAGAAAGCAAGAGAGAGAAUGCUCUGUGAUAUAUUUUGCUUACAAAUAAAAACUUCCUUUAAAAAAAGGGGAAAACUU